Messenger RNA from Brassica rapa (field mustard), 3757 nucleotides. RefSeq lists its product as uncharacterized. The record is from RefSeq and is a predicted model, not a curated record. NCBI's taxonomy places the organism in Eukaryota, Viridiplantae, Streptophyta, Magnoliopsida, Brassicales, Brassicaceae.
AUAUAUUUUAAAAACCCAAUCAACCAUAUUCGAAAUCUUUAGGUCUUCAUAAACGACGCCGUGUAGUUUAAAUGCCAACGAGUCGUUUCAGUCUAUGACAUAAAACGACGCCGUGUAACUUUGGACGCCAACGCCGUCGUUUUAUCACGCAGCGGGAAAUAUCCAGGCCCAAAUCUUCGUCGUCCUGUGAAUCAAAUUGGACGGAAUAAUCCAAUCGGAACCGCCGAUACUGUGCUGAAACCGAGAUGGAGAAAUCGGAAGAGGAACUGAUACGAAGAUCAGAGCCGGAGUCGUUGGUCUCCGUCACUGUAGGCAGGUUCAUGAGCACGCUUCUCACGGCACGCCCUAAAAAGCUACGCGAGUCUAUCUCCCGUCUCUCUCUCGAUUCUCAAAAAGGCUCGUCAGGCUCCGUCGACGAGGCACUCUGGUUUUUGCAAAAGUCCGUUAAAGACGCUGCUGAGACUGAGAGAGACGAAGCCAUGGAUGAGCUCCUUGUACCAAUCAUCGAACAUACGUUAAGGUUUAAGGAUGUUAAGCACAGUAGCAGCCCAGCUAUGAUUCUUCUAAACUGGCUGUUUCAAGAUGAGCUUCUCUUUCUAGGCGUCUCGAGGAAUCUUUCUCAAAUCAUUUCGAGGAACGAGGACAGGUUCUUAGCGCUUGGAUGGUGUUUGCUUAUCCGUAGUCUUGUGGAGUCCGAGGAUACUGGGGAUCAAGGUUUUUGGAACGGGAUUAGGGAGAAACAUUCGAUGUUUGUGGAGAUUGUUUCGUCUUGUGUGCCUCACUUGUUGAUCAUUGUACGCAAAGGAAGUGUUUUGCAGGAUGGAUAUGAGGUGCCAUCUCGUCUUUCUGUUUCUGCUGCUGAUUGCUUGCUGUCAAUUACUGGAGCCUUAGCGAGGAGUAAUGAUGCUUCGGCAAACAGACCGAAGCCAUCGGCCACUAUUAAGGGGUCUCAUCAACCGGUUGCGUUGAUACCUAAUGUUAGUGAGAAGAAAAUAAAGCAGACUUCUCGACCUGAAGAUGCAGCCAGUGAGACAAAUUGUAUACUGUGGAACCACCUGGAGGAGCUUACGCGCCUUGUACAGAGUCUCUUUGCUUGGAACAGGAAAACUCGACUACUUCAUGCUAAGGGGUUAAACAAAGUGCUGAAAUGGUUAGAGGAGUUAAAAGAGCAUCAUGGUGGCUCUCAAAAGGAGGCAGUCACGGAGGUAUCUGCAGGUGGAGCUCUACUGCUCUCUUCUUGUUGGAAGCAUUACAGUGUCUUGCUCCACAUGGAAGAUCGGAAGUUCUCAAAGAUUAGCAAGGAAUUGUUGGAUCAGUAUAUGUCCGGUAUUAAGUAUUAUUCAGAAAGUUAUCCUCAGGGAAGUUCUGAAACCAAGACUGGUAGUAUAGAGACACAGAAGUUUUUCCUAAAUUGUCUAUGCCUUCUGUUGGGCCGCUUUGAGGGGAAAAAAUUCGAGACCAUACUAUCAGAGUUUGGAAUGAAGCUUGUGCCUUGCCUUCUACAUCAGCUUCGUAGUAACAAUGAAGAGAUAUCAGAAGGCGUUGUUGCUAUAUUUAAAGAAGUCAUCUCUAAGCUACAAUCUCAAUCCGGAGACGCAAUGUGCCUGGACGUUGUGAUACCAUCCUUGCUUCACCUUCUUGACGAGAGGGAUGGCGCGGCCAAAGCUGUUAGUGUCCUCCUGGCAGACUACUGUUCCAAAAAUGCAGAUAAUAGCUGUCUCAGUGAAGUUCUACAACGCCUUGUUUCAGGAACUACUGUCCAAAGGCUAAAUUCUGUGGAUGUGAUAUCAGAAGUAAUCCUCAUGUCAAAAGAUUCAUUUCCUUCUCAUAUCCCCUGGAAAGAGAUUGCAGACUGCUUAUUAAAGUGCCUUGGAGACGAGGAAACUUAUAUCCGUAAACAAACUUCAGAGUUGCUGAAAUCAAUGGAGCCAUCUUUCGUGCUACCAGAGUUGGUAACAUUAGUUUAUUCAACCAGUGGAAAUGUACAAUCGUCAGCUUCCGAAACUUUGCUUGGGGUCCUUAAACAUCACAAGGAGGAUUCAGAUGUUGUAUGUAUGUUGCUGACCUGUCUUAGUAAUACUCAAGCUUUGGACACUUCAGAAAGUCGUGGACAUCCCACGGAAGGUAUUCAGUUUCUACCUCAUUACCGUUGGCAUGCUUUACAUAAGUCUGAUGGUUCGACUUUUGACAGCGAUCGAGUGCUAAAGUUGAUUCCAGAGUGGGCUAGAUGUGUUCAAAACUGGGGCUCACUAAUUGGACCGUUGCUUGAUAAGAUGUUUUUGGAGCCAUCCAAUGCGAUCAUGGUUAGGUUUCUUAGUUGCAUCAGUGAACAUCUGGCAGAUGCAUCGGACAUGGUCCUUCUGCAUGUACUAUCACAUAUGAAGGAGCAAGACAAGAUGGAUGAAAACUUCAUAAAUAUGUCUAAAAGUUCAGUCGACAAAACUAAUGUUGAGAAAUCUCUAUUUGACCACCUCUGCCCCCUGCUUAUACUAAGGCUGCUUCCCCAAAGAGUAUUUGAUGAUAUUGAUUCAUCUACAAUCUAUGGUAGAUUUCUUAGAGAGGACUCUGUGAAUGAGUAUCGAGACAUCAAGUUUGAGGAUUGCCAAUGCAUCGCUGCCUUCCUGUUUGAAAGGGCAUUUUCUAAGUUCGAGUUUGAAGAAGUUCGGAAACUCGCUGCCGAGCUAUGUGGACGUAUUCACCCCCAGGUGUUAUUUCCAACUGUUUUGUUGCAACUUGAAAAAGCCACAGAGUUGCAAGACAGCCUCAAGAUUAGAGCUUGUCUGUUUUCUAUAUGCACAUCCCUUGUGGUUCGGGGAUGGGAGUCUUUCUCACACAGUGUGACACCUAAGGUCAGGAAAGUCCUGGAGAAGAUUUUGUUAUGGCCUUCUGAUGAGGACGAAAUUUCCAAAGUACAACACGGGUGCAUAGAUUGUCUAGCAUUGAUGAUAUGUGCUGAACUGCAACAUCCCGAAUCUUCAAAAACAAUGAAAGGAGAAAAAUUACGUGCGUCAAGUAGUUCCGUCUUAGAUUUCACGAUCCAUUGUUUGAUUGAAGAUAGAAGUGACUGCUCCUCUAUGCCAGAGCCGAAUACAGAACAUUCAAUUCGUGAAAAGCCAUUUCCUAUUCCAUUUCGUCUAUGCAUGGCAAACGUUCUUAUUAGUGCUUGUCAAAAAAUCCCUCAGUCUGCUAAGAAGACUUUUGCUCGAAAAGCUCUUCCACCUCUUGUUCAUUCCCUCAAGUUCAUAUCUGCGCCAGAGGUUCGAGCAGCUUGUAUCCAGGUCCUAUUCUCAGCCAUGUACCAUCUAAAGUCCACACUUCUCCCUUUUGCAUCUGAUCUACUGAAACUUGCUUUGAGAUUUCUUGAACAAGGAUCCGAAAAGGAGAAACUGGCUGGUGCUAAACUGAUGGCAUCACUCAUGGCGAGUGAAGACGUGGUACUGGAACGCAUAUCAGGAGGAUUGAUCGAAGCAAGAUCAGUUUUGUCAAAAGCAUCCUUGUCAGAUCCUUCUCAAGACGUACGUGAAGUCUGUGAUAAGUUAUUGGCAUGUAUAACCCCAUCGUAAUGUCUUUUUCUUCUGUUAAGAUCAGAUUCUAUGUAUUAUUAUAUUUUACUUUUUCUCGCUUUUUGUUUUGUCACAUGACGGACGAAGUUGGUAUGUAGAUAUGUGGUAUGUGUAGCAGGACAUGGGUCUAAUCUUUUCUUUGUAGGGCUUCUAAAUAUAAAAAAAAAUACAGACUAAAGUAAUUUGCUUUGUCA